This is a messenger RNA of Pocillopora damicornis (cauliflower coral), 2943 nucleotides long. Its product is annotated as serine/threonine-protein kinase PAK 3. Lineage: Eukaryota; Metazoa; Cnidaria; Anthozoa; Scleractinia; Pocilloporidae. Gene Ontology annotation, biological process: protein phosphorylation. The record is from RefSeq and is a predicted model, not a curated record. Gene Ontology annotation, molecular function: protein serine/threonine kinase activity; ATP binding.
AUUGUAGUUGUGAAGGUGAUAAUUGUUCCCCUGUAUGAGCAGCCUGUUUGCUGUUCUUUUUGAUACAUUGAUAGUUGCAAUCUAGUUUAGAGGCAGUGUAACAGCAUGCUUGGAUCAGGGUGAGUUGAAAGGGAUGAUUCAUCAGUUCCAACAGAGCACCAAUUUUUAGUGAUGAGGAAUCUGUAGUUCAGGUUUGCAUCAUGAUCUGUAUGCACACAUAAUUGAAAAGGUUUUGUGCAGUUAUGGCCAGCAAAUUAUAACAAAUGCAGCACACCCUUUUGAGUUAAAGAUAAGUAAGGCUUUUAUCUGGCAAGUGCUCAUUGGGUAAUAGGCUUAGGGGAGGUACUUGCCCAGCAAGGGGACUUCUCUCUCUGGGUUACUGGCCAGUGUUUUUUUCAAAUUGUACGGAGUUAUAGAAAGUCAGAAAUUGCAGAGUGAGAUGUACUUGUACUAUUUAGUUGGUUGACUGAAUUUUAAAUCUUGAAAUAGAAACAUUAUUAAACCGGUGUUAUUAUUAUUACCAUGUCAUGACACAACAAUGUGAAACUGAAGUCAUUGAAAAAGGUUAAUGUGGAUCAUAAAGUUGCAUGGGCAAAGUAUCAUAAAGGCAACUGAGCUUUUACAUGGCUAAACAUAAUUUGGAAUGGUCCCCUCCAGUUUGUUUCCUCUUUUUUGUCUGAAAUAUUGUUCAACUUGACAGAAGCAAAAUAAAUUAAAAUAAAUUUGCAGCUUCUUAAUUUUCAGAUCUUUCUUAAGAUUAAACACUGACCAAAAGAUAAAUACAAUUACAAGAAGUUAAAGAUCACCUGUAAUGUUUAGUUGAUAUGUGUAUUCUAUUGUAGCAACUUCUAGUGAGGGAUUAGAUCUCAGUUCAUCAAAUGAUACUGUGCCGCCCUUACGUCACAUGUCAGCCUCAGCAUCCAGUAGCCCACGGCACACGUCAUCUGCCCCAGAAGACCCUACAGAUUUGAAAAUAACUUGUUCACCAUUUAGUUGUACUUCUUCUAAAAGCAAACGUUCGUCUAAAAGCAGCUUGAAAUUAAUAAUUAGAAGGAAUUCAAAGAAACGCAGGAAAUCGUUACCAUCUCCUGGUUCAACAAGUGAUGAGACAAGAAGAAGAGCCAAUAAAGAGGAGCGAAAGUUGUCGUCUCCUUCUCCAACACGAGCUCUUCUUACCUCUCAAUCAGAUACUUCAAGUUCGCUUACAGGCUCAUCACCAGGCUCCUUAGCCGAUGAACUUGAGAAAUUGACCAUGAACUCACACUUAUCUUCCACUAAUAAAUAUUCACAACGCAUCUCCUCUGAUUCUCAAGGUCAAACAGCGACACGCCCUGAGAUUGGUGACCACACUUAUGCUCCACCCCUCCCUCCACAUGCCACUCCAACACAUACAUUGGCAGCAGAGAAUCAUAGUGAGCGACCAAAUAAUUCUGAACCAGAAGUGCCACCAGCAAUUCCAUCAAGGCCAGAACACACUAAGUCUAAGUACAUUCCUAAUGAAGUUUCUACAAAGCCAGCAGCUAAAGAAGAGGAAACUCCAAAAGGGCCCACAAAUGAUCAACCAAGAGCUCAAACGAGAGACAGGAAGAAGAAAAAGAUGUCUGAUGAGGAGAUCCAUGCUAGACUACGUACCAUAGUUAGUGUUGGUGAUCCAAAAAGGAAAUAUACAAAGUUUGAAAAGAUUGGGCAGGGGGCAUCAGGUACAGUGUACACAGCAAUUGAAGUGGCUACAGGACAUGAGGUGGCUAUUAAACAAAUGAACUUGUCCCAGCAACCAAAGAAGGAGUUAAUUAUCAAUGAAAUUCUUGUGAUGAGGGAGAACAAGCAUCCAAACAUUGUGAACUAUGUGGAUAGUUAUCUUGUAGGAGAAGAAUUAUGGGUUGUAAUGGAGUAUUUAGCAGGAGGCUCUUUAACUGAUGUUGUCACAGAAACAUGUAUGGAUGAAGGACAAAUUGCUUCUGUUUCAAGAGAGUGCCUCCAGGCCCUUGAGUUCCUGCACAGCAAUGGAGUCAUUCAUAGGGACAUUAAGAGUGAUAACAUUCUCCUUGGAAUGGAUGGGCAAGUCAAGCUGACUGAUUUUGGUUUCUGUGCUCAAAUAACUCCAGAGCAGUCCAAACGUUCCACAAUGGUAGGAACACCUUACUGGAUGGCACCUGAAGUAGUCACAAGGAAACAGUAUGGUCCAAAGGUGGAUAUAUGGAGUUUAGGAAUUAUGGCAAUUGAAAUGGUUGAAGGUGAACCGCCAUAUUUGAAUGAAAAUCCUCUCAGGGCUUUGUAUUUGAUAGCUACAAAUGGCACUCCAGAGCUUGCGCAUCCUGAUAAAUUAUCUCCAGUUUUUAAGGAUUUCCUUGCACAGUCACUGGAAAUGGAUGUAGAUAAAAGAACUGGUGCUAGGGAGCUUCUCCAGCACCCAUUUUUAAAGCAAGCCAAGCCGUUGGCAAGCUUGGUUCCUCUAAUUCUGGCAUCGAAAGAAGCCAGCUCAAGAAACUCAUAAAUGAAACUGUCAAUCAACAAUUAUCCAGCUUAGGUAAUAAAGCGGACAGAAAUUCUUUAGAGUUUAUUUUUUACACAAAAUUUUAUUUUUUAUUGGUUAAUUUCAGUGGCGAGACUUGUAGGUUUUUCAUUUGUUGUGUCUUUAACGUGUACAGUAAAAAAAAUUGCGUUUUAGUUUUUUUUUCUAAUAGUCUAUUCUGUAAAUUUUAUUCAAUAUUUUAGCGCCUUUGAGGAUCGUCGAAAAAUGGUUGAGUUUUCAUAGAAUCCUCGUUGUCUAUAUGAAAAUCUUCGAGAUAUUCAUUAAUAUUACCAAAUAAUUUAAAUUUUGAAAGAGUAGGAGAAUAAUUACAGAGUUCCUACUACUGGUAGAGAAUUGCAGUACAGGUAUUUUAGCCACGAUUCACCAGCUUAUACCUGUUCUAUACCAAUUAAAACCGGUCUAAAAACGAA